AUGAAGGUUAUUACUCUUGACGAUGUAAUAAAGGGAAUGAAGGAGAAUUCUACACCAAAGUGGAAUGAUGUAGUUGUUUUCAUUCUUCCUGAGUUUGACGUCUCUACCAAUCCUAUAGAAAACCUUGACAUUAUUACUUAUCAGAGACAUUAUCUGAUCAUUAAUCACAUUGGAUCUAUUCGUGCUGAGCAUGAUGACUUUACUAUUCGUUUUGCUUCCGCCAUGAACCAGCUCUUGUUGCUGAAAUCAGCAGAUAGUGCAGAUGCAGAGUGGUGCAAAGAAGUUAAGGGAAGCAUAUAUGAUAUGGUUGUUGAAGGUUUUCAGAUUUUAAGCAGAUGGACUGCACGCAUCUGGGAACAAUGUGCAUGGAAGUUUUCUCGGCCCUGCAAAGAUGUUCCUCUGGAAUUACAGGAGGCAUCAUCAUCUUUUUCUGACUACGAAAAGGUUGUACGAUAUAAUUACAGUUCAGAGGAAAGGAAAGCCCUGGUUGAACUUGUUAGCUAUGUUAAAAGCAUUGGAUCCAUGAUGCAACAAUGUGAUACAUUGGUGGCUGAUGCUUUAUGGGAAAAAAUACAUGCAGAGGUCCAGGAUUUUGUCCAGAAUACAUUGGCUACUAUGUUGAGGACUACCUUUCAGAAGAAGAAGGAUCUCUCUAGGAUUCUUUCUGAUAUGCGGACCCUUUCAGCAGAUUGGAUGGCAAACACAAGCAAGUCUAAAUCUGAGAUGCAUUCUCUGCAGCAUGGAGGGGAAGAAAGCAAAGGAAAUGUAUUUUUCCCUAGGCCUGUUGCACCAACUGCUUCUCAGGUUUCUUUUCUCUCACUUUUAAUUAAUGUUUCUAUUUUUGUGUGUUUUAAUUCUUUGAUGUUAGCUCAGUUUCUAUUAUCAAAAUAAUUGUAAAAACUUAUG
Molecule: messenger RNA, 906 nt
Organism: Humulus lupulus (European hop)
Lineage: Eukaryota; Viridiplantae; Streptophyta; Magnoliopsida; Rosales; Cannabaceae
Product: protein PIR-like
Exons: 7
Coding region: 1-891 (296 amino acids)
Biological process (GO): regulation of actin filament polymerization; regulation of translation; cell morphogenesis
Cellular component (GO): SCAR complex
Molecular function (GO): RNA 7-methylguanosine cap binding; small GTPase binding
Source: RefSeq, a predicted model, not a curated record